UGCCUGCGCAUCGCACAACACCGAUGCUAUAGAAGACUCUUUAGAAGUGAAGGACUUCUCCCCUGUGGAAUCCCCUGAGGUGGACAUUCGGGUGGUGGAGGACCAUGGUGGUAUCAAGCCGGAUCAGUACCAGAUUACACCACAGCUCUCAGAGCCGAAGCAACGCUAGUGCAAGAGAGGGUUCCUUUACGAGGCUAAUGUUAGCCAGUUUUCAAAUAAGUUGUAAAACUAUUAUUGCCACAAAUAUUUUUGUAGCUAUUGCAUAAAAAAUGUUGCAUCCCUGCCACCAAUGUCCUUUACCCAGGUGUGUGUGCGAGCACUACAGUAGCCCGUCUCUCUGAGAGGCUGUGUGUUGUGGGGAGGUGCCAAAGGUCACGCUACGCUACUGGAAUAUGAACAGACCACAGUCUGUCUGUAAAAACCAUUUUACCCAGUCUGACGAUGAACAUGUCCACAUUUGAUUAUGGAGUGUAAACUAUAAUACAAAUUCAUGAUGUAGAGAUGUCACAAACAUUGAGUCUAUGUCAGCACUGGUCUUGCGAGGUCCAAGACGGUUUUAAACACUAAGUGGCGUUAUGAGUCAGUGGAGUUUUGACUCCACCAGUUUCAUUUCUGAAGUUGUUACAGACAUCAGAGGUCACCUGUUUCUCACGGGGCAUCCACUAUUGAUUUGCAUCCGACCAGCGGGUGUGACAUUGAUUCUGCUGUGGUCAAACUUCACCAUCUCCCAGUCACACACUGAGGUACCAAACAUCUACUGUGGUUUUGCCUUGUUUUGUAUGAAACCACCGGCAGGGAAAGUAGCCGCCUUGCAGAGUUUUCCAUUUUCCACAUCAUUUGCCAGAGGCAGUAUGUAUAACCGGACCACUGAGGCUGAACUUAGUCUCGCAAGAGUUAGUUGGCCAAGCGUACUGUAAGUUACUGGACAUCAUGGCAUCCAAGGAUACUCCACUGAAGUGGCUCCUUCCACCAGUCACACCCACUCUGAUUGUGUUUAUUGUUCUAAUGCCAGCUCCAUGCAGUGCCAUCAAAGUGAACUGCUCUCAGCCAACCCAACCUGCCCUGCUGCAGGCGCUGACUCCCAUCUUUAACCUGAGCGCCAUUCGACCCGUCAUGAACAUGAGCACCUGCACCAACGUCAGCACCUUCUUCAUCCUGUAUGGAAUACUAGGAGUGGAUGAAAAGUCUCAACUCUUGAUGACUUACCUUUGGCUAAGUUAUUGGUGGAGGAAUGAGUUUGUCCACUGGGAUCCAAUUGAGUGCGGCACCCACAAGAUCGCUCUCCCCAAAGACAAAUUUUGGAUACCAGAUAUCGUAAUCAAUGAAUUUAUGGAUGAAAACACGGCACCUGACGUCCCGUACUUGUAUCUGCACAGCGAUGGUCGGGUGCAGGACGCUUACCCGGCCAAAGUGGUCAGCUCCUGUAACCUCAAUAUCUACACCUUCCCCUUCGACAUACAGAAUUGCACUUUGACUUUCAACUCCUACCUCCACGUGGCUCGAGACAUAAAGAUUUUCCUGGCCAGAACCGUAGAUCACAUCACAGAGCACUCCAAGAUGGUUAUGACCACAAUGGGGGAAUGGGAGCUGCUGGAUAUCACCUCCCACCAUCACAGCUUAGAUAACCCUGAUUACAUUGACGAGCUCGCAUUUCAUAUCCGAGUGAGGCGCCGGGCCACCCUGUAUGUGGUGAACCUGCUCGUCCCCAGCUGCUUCCUCAUCACGGUGGACCUGUUCAGCUUCCUGCUGCCUCCGCAGACCACCGACCGAUCCUCCUUCAAGAUGACCCUCAUCCUGGGCUACACCGUCUUCCUGCUCAUCAUGAACGACCUGCUGCCGAUCACUGGAGACACCAUACCUCUCAUAAACGUGUUCCUCUCUCUGUGCCUGGCUCUGAUGGUGGCCAGUCUGCUGGAGACCAUCCUCAUCACCAACCUGCUGUGCGGCUCCGCCAAUUUCUCUCCCGUCCCGCACUGGAUCAAAGUGCUCGUCCUGCAAAUUCUAGCCCGUCUUGUUUUCCUGCCUCAGAAGGCUAAAGAUCCAGCAGCUGUGGCCAAGUGUGAAGCUGAUGAGGAUCGUCCUCCGGAGGAGAGGGGGACCGUGGUGGAGGACAAGGCCGUGCAGGAGCUGAGGAGCCUGGGCAGGGACCUCCGGGCUCUCCGCCACCAGGCGGAGCAGCAUCUUGGUCGGAGCCAAAGCGCAGAGGAGUGGAUCCAGUGCUGCCCGCUGAAAGUCAAGCCUUCUAAGCUUCUAUUCAUCUUCGUCUUUGUGCUCAUGCAUGCUGGCUGCAGUCCCUUCAUGCUGAACUGCUCUCAACCCGACGCACCUUCCCUGCUGGAGGCUCUCAAACCCGUCUUCAAUCUGAAAUCCAUUCGGCCUGUCAUGAAUGUAUCAACCCCCACUACUGUCAACAUUUUCAUCAUCCUGUUUGGCAUUUUGGGUGUGGAUGAAAAGGCCCAGAUCUUGACAACUUUUAUCUGGCAACAAUUAGAUUGGAGGAAUGAGUUUAUCUUGUGGGACCCAGAACAGUGUGGUUCCCAGUGGAUUACAAUUCCAAGAAAACUGCUCUGGGUGCCUGAUGUGGUCAUCAACGAGUUUAUGGAGAAGAACUCCGCUCCAUUCGCCCCAUACAACUACGUAUAUUUUAACGGCUCGGUUGUCGAUGCGCAGCCUGUCAGAGUGAUCAGCUCCUGCAGGCUGGACAUCUACCUGUUUCCAUUUGACGUCCAGAACUGCAGUUUGAGCUUCAACUCCUACUUAUACCGUAAGUAUGAACUACAGAUUGACCUUCUAUCAUCUGCGGAGGAUAUGUUUGACUUCUCUAAAGAAGUGAUGGCCACUAUGGGCGAGUGGGAACUGAUUGGAAUCACCGUGAAGAAAUUUGAUCUUACAGGUCAGGAUGAAGAAACGUAUCAGGAGAUUCGUUUCUAUAUCUCACUGAGGCGCCGGGCCACCCUGUAUGUGGUGAACCUGCUCGUCCCCAGCUGCUCCCUCAUCACGGUGGACCUGUUCAGCUUCCUGCUGCCUCCGCAGACCACCGACCGAUCCUCCUUCAAGAUGACCCUCAUCCUGGGCUACACCGUCUUCCUGCUCAUCAUGAACGACCUGCUGCCGAUCACUGGAGACACCAUACCUCUCAUGAAUGUGUUCCUGUCUCUGUGCCUGGCUCUGAUGGUGGCCAGUCUCCUGGAGACUAUUCUCAUCACCAACCUGCUGCGCGGCUCCGCUCAUUCCUCUCCAGUUCCUCACUGGAUCAGAGGUUUUGUUCUUCAUGUCCUCGGCCGACUGGUGCAGCUCCCUCCGAAGUCCAGAGAUCUGCAAGACGUCACGGUCCUCCGAAAUCCUGCAGCAUAUGAAAUGAAAGUCACCCAUCCGGUGGAAGGGUACGUCGAGGCUCCGGAGCAGAAUGGACCACUGAAUGAGACCAAGGCCCUGGAAGAGCUGAGGAGCCUGGGCAAGGAGCUCCAGGCUCUCCGCCUGCAGGUGGAGCAGCAGCAGCUGGGCGGGAACCAGAGCGCGGAGGAGUGGGUCCAGGUAGGGUUGAUCAUCGACCGCCUGCUGUGCGGCAUCUACAUCCUCUUCAUAUCCGUCAGCUUCAUUACCAUCAUCGCUAUCUGGGCGCAGUCAUACAACACCGUCUGAUUGUGCUUUCUGAGUUAGUUUUCUUCCAUAUUUUUGGAUGAAGAGUCAUAUUCCUUGUUUUUAAGCACGCAGAGAAAAGAGUUGUUUAAAUUCUUUCUUUUGAUUGUUAAAAUGAUCUUUUUGUACAGUCACUGUUUUACAGGCACUAAGGCUCUGAAACCAAUAUCUGAAAGGUUUUGUUUCCCAAAAGUAUCGUAGGGCAAAGAAGAAGACUGUGAACUCCUCCUUGAUCUGCACAACAGAUCUUAGUUUCUAUCAUUAUCAUUCUCAAAAGUGACGUUUUGCUGUUCGUAUAUUUUCAGGCUCCAUAUCUUCUCUUCUCUAUUUAUUCACAGUGCUGAUCUUCUUUAACACAUUCUUAAAGGUCUUAUACAGAAAUUAUGACAUAAUGACAUCCACGAUGGAUGAUGUGCAUUCAUGAAAUAUUAAUAUUCAUGAAACUUAGACAUAAAGUUCCUCCUUUGUAUUCAUUGUUCAAUACAGGUAAAGUGUGUCUGCCAUUGUAGAUGAAUA
Molecule: messenger RNA, 4155 nt
Organism: Scophthalmus maximus (turbot)
Lineage: Eukaryota; Metazoa; Chordata; Actinopteri; Pleuronectiformes; Scophthalmidae
Product: 5-hydroxytryptamine receptor 3A-like
Exons: 20
Coding region: 931-3642 (903 amino acids)
Biological process (GO): nervous system process; monoatomic ion transmembrane transport; regulation of membrane potential
Cellular component (GO): neuron projection; postsynaptic membrane; synapse
Molecular function (GO): transmembrane signaling receptor activity; extracellular ligand-gated monoatomic ion channel activity; neurotransmitter receptor activity
Source: RefSeq, a predicted model, not a curated record